Molecule: messenger RNA, 1770 nt
Organism: Apiotrichum porosum
Lineage: Eukaryota; Fungi; Basidiomycota; Tremellomycetes; Trichosporonales; Trichosporonaceae
Exons: 8
Coding region: 1-1770 (589 amino acids)
Molecular function (GO): oxidoreductase activity
Source: RefSeq, a predicted model, not a curated record
AUGCCAGACGGAACCCAGAAAGGAAGCGCCCUGGUCCUGCCCACCGCCUUUUCGGCGGCCACCCAGAUCAACACCCUCCUCAACCCGUCCGUCCUCAUCAUCGGCGCGGGAAUUGGCGGCAUCACCCUUGCGCUCGAUCUCGACGAGAAGGGCUUGACCAACUGGCUGCUCGUUGACCGCGAGGACGAUGUCGGUGGGACGUGGUAUGUGAACCGUUAUCCGGGAUGCCGUUGCGAUAUCCCUGCCAUUGGUUACAGCCACUCGCGCUUCCAGAACUCACAGUGGACCGAGACGCACCCCGACCACAAGGAGAUUCAGGCCUACUGGGCCAAGAUUGUCAAGACCCAGGGUCUGACCAACCGCCUCCGCCUGCAGCACGACUAUGUCAAGGCCGAAUGGGACUCUGACCAGUCCCUGUACCAUGUGACGCUCCGCGACAUUGUCAACGACCGUGAAUUCAUCGUCGACGCCCAGGUGCUCGUCAGCGCCACCGGUCUCUUCUCCGAGCCCCGACGUGUUCCCGUCAAGGGAGAGGACGAGUUUAGCGGCCGCGUGAUCCACGCUGCGCGGUGGCCAAAGGACCUCACCAACGAGGCCAUGCACGGCAAGAACGUCGUCGUCGUCGGUAACGGCUGCAGCGGAAUCCAGAUUGUCGGAACCUUGGGCCUCGACCCCGAGAUCAACGUCGUGUCUCUUGCGAGGUCCAAGCAGUGGCUCAUGCCCAGUGUCAACGGCGGGUUUGCAGCUGAACGCAACUCGUCUCCCGUCUCGGAGAGUACGCGUGCGCUCCGUGCUCGUUUCCCAUUCCUCCAGCGCUGGGAACGCACGCUCAUGCUCGGCGUCUUGGACACGCACUUCCACUGGCAGUAUGAGAAGGAAGGCCGCCGUAAGCGCAAGCAGAUGGAGAAGGACCUCGGCGACUGGAUGGUCGCGCGUGCCCCGGAACACCUCAAGGACAAGAUUGUCCCCGACUUUCCGUUCAUGGCCAAGCGCUUUGUGUUUGAGGACGGCUACCUCGCUGCCAUCAACCGGCCCCACUGCAAGGCUGUGUACGGCCGCAUCGAGGCUCUGAACCACGACAGUGUCAUCGUCGACGACGGCAGCGAGAUCAAGGCCGACAUUGUCGUCCUCUCGACCGGGUUCGACGCCGACCACAUCGAUGUGCAGGUGCAGGGUGAAAGCGACUCGACCGCAAACUACGACGGCAAGGCCAACUUGACCUAUUACCACGGUAUCGCCCUCCCCGGCAUGCCCAACUUCUACACCAUGCUGGGCAACAACUGGGUUGUCAACCACAGCAGUGUCACCACCGUGCUCGAGAUCCAGGCUGCGUACAUUACGCAGAUGGUCGAGGCGAUGCGCAACCACGGCAUCCCCAAGCUCGAAGUCAAGCGGCCCGCGGCCGAAGCGUACGAUGCGUGGAUCGAGCGCGAGCUCAAGCGGACCACCUGGAACCGCGUCGCCAACUAUUGGCGCAAGGAGGGCAACGGCCGCAUCUUCACCCACUACCCGGGCACCGUCCUGCGCAUGUGGUGGCAGAACCUCUGGCCAGUGUGGGCCGACUACAAGGGUGCCGAGCGCCUCGCGGUCCGCCAGCGUCUCCGCAAGUUUGUCUUUGUCCUCUCCCUCGUCGCCGGCGCCUUGUUCACGGGCAAGUACAUGGUCGACCACCAGGUCCUCAAGCGCCUCAACUCGGAGGUGACCAAGCUCAUCACCCAUGCCGUCGGUCUUGGCCAGACUCUCAAGACUAAUCUGGUCGGUAACAAGUGA